AUGCGCAAGGAAAGGCCGUCGGCAGCCCUGCUCGCCGAGGAGGAGGAUCGGCGGGCAAAAGAGACCCAACCCAGAGGGAGCGGCGCAUGCGCCCCGUGCGGUAGGCUACGCCGGGUGAGGGAGCUCGUCAGCUCCGAGCCGGCUAACCGCCUCUGCUUCGAGUGCGGGCAGCGCGGCGUCACCUACGUCGACAUCACCAUCGGCAGCUUCGUCUGCACUGCCUGCUCGGGGGCGCUCCGGGGCCUGAAUCCCCCUCACCGGGUCAAGUCCAUCUCCAUGACAACCUUCACCGAGGGUGAGGUGCAGUUCCUCCAGACGCGCGGAAACGAGGCAUGUCGCAAGAUUUGGCUGGGCACCUUUGACUCGAGGACGUCCCUUCUGCCGGAUUCCCAGGACCCUCAGAAAGUGAAGGAGUUCCUGCAAGAGAAAUAUGAGAAGAAGAGAUGGUACGUCUCCCCAGAGCAGGCCAAAGGCUCAGCCCCGCUCGCCUUGCAGAGCUCUACAGCAGAGGCCAAGACGUUGCUGGUGGAGUCAGGAUCGUUACCUGCAGCGGCUAAGCCUGUCCAGGGCAAAGCCCCGGCGCCAGCCCCGGCCCCAGCCAAGAAAGCCAGCGUGGACCUCCUGGCUGACAUCGGGGGAGACCCCUUCGCUGCCCCCCAGCCUGGACCCGCCUUUACAGCCUUCCCUGCCUUUGGGAGCCAGGUGCCAGCCCACGCCGCCUUCACCACAUUUGAUGCCUUUGGCGGAAGUCCCACAGCCUCAGCCUUUGGGGACACGGUGGCUUCCAGCCACAGCCCCUUUCAGAGUCAGUCCAUAGCAGCAGGUGGCACCCACAUGGGCGGAUUCCCCGCCUCCCCUGCCAGCCGACCAGGAGUGGGCCUUCCUGACGUGGCUGGGGCCUUCCACGUGGGCGCAGUUCCAAGCAGCCUCUUCGGGACCCUCAGCCAGUCACCUGUUCUUCCCCCGCCCAGUCCAGCUCCAGCCUAUGGAGCCUCCACCAACCCCUUCGCCACCGCUGCUGUUCCACCACCCACGUUGCCUUCCACUAACCCUUUCCAGACCAACGGCUUGGCUGCAGGCACCUUCUUGGUGGGAUCUCCCGGCAACUACUCCACCUCCCCAUUUUCUGGAGUCUUCGCUUCCCCACUGCAACAGCAGCAGCUGCCCCCGCCUACGCCGCCACCCCCACAGCCCCUCUUCCCUCCGCAAGCAGUUCUGGGUCAACAGAAUGGCGGCUCCUCCUUCAGUGUGUUCUCCGUAGCCAAAGCUGGACAAAGGCCCCUCGGACAGCCCGCGGGGAUUUCUACCAACCCUUUUGUGACCCCGAUGGCCACCACGCCUGCCGUCCCCUUCACCCUGGCGAAACAUCCCCCCACCAACCCCUUCUUGUAGCGCUGGCAUCAACCGACGCUGGAGCCCUCCCACCCACCCUGCCUUGCCGCUGUGUGUGUGCCGGAGAGUCACCUGCCCGCCUCUGCCUUUGCCAGAACGGGGUAGGGGUGGGGGCGCAAAGAGCUUCAACUCCUGGCCGUGGAAGACGGGGCCUGGCCCGCAAGCAGUGCAUGAUGGGGCUUGUCAGGUGGCUGGGGGGCUUUUGGGGAGAGUCCGUGCAUGGGGUGGGGACACUCAGGCCAGGCGAGGAAGCCUCCGGCUCUUAAGAAGCCGUGUGAGAGGCUCCAGCCGUUUCCCCUAGCAGUAGGAUGCUGGGCCUUGGAAGUCAGGAUGAGGCCACUGCCAAAGAGCAGAGGAGCGUGCUGGGAAGGGGAGCGUGGCCUGCCCAGCGGGAGCAUCAGAGUCAACGCUUUGCUUCCUCCUGCCGGCCAGCAGCCCUUGCGGUCAGUGCCUCUGGGUGGUGCCCAGGCUUCUCACUGCGGCUGGUCGGCCUCUCCUCUCCUCUCCCCUCCUUGCUCCCCCCCACUCCACCUGGCUGCACCCAUCGCUUCCUCUCCCCCUCCCCUUCCCGGGUUCCCUUCUCUCCACUCAAGCCCUGCUGUGUUGGCACCUGACGGCCACAGAGUGCUUUCCGGAUCCCACCAUGAGCAGAAGGGGGUUCUCAGCUUUGAAGUCUCUCUCCCCCCCACCCCAAUUUCUCUCUCAUUUUGAUUGCACUAAAGAGGAGAGGGGCAGGCUUCUUGCUUCACAUGCUGAGGGCCAGCAAGGGGCUUUGUGUGCACCUGACCCCCCUCCCCUCUCACGCUAUCCACCCCCCCUUUCAGCUUUGUUUGCAGGGGAGGCAAAAAGCAAUAAGCAACCUGCAGGCAGCAGAGCGAGCACCCCAGGGAUUCGGCAACAGACCGGGCUGGUCAUCUGCUGCCCACUCGCCUCUUUUGAGAACAAGAGCUGUUCCGAAGGGGCCCCUCCUGCCGUUCCCUACCUAGAAACCAUGGCGGGCCAGCAGAGCAGGGAACU
Pogona vitticeps (central bearded dragon) is the source of this 2409-nucleotide messenger RNA. Lineage: Eukaryota; Metazoa; Chordata; Lepidosauria; Squamata; Agamidae. The record is from RefSeq and is a predicted model, not a curated record.